AUGGCUCUUCAGUACCCUAUGUUGUUCCCUUAUGGAGACAGUGGAUUCCACUUACGGAUUCCAUAUGCUGGUGAAAACGAAAAGACGAUCCAGAGAGAAUAUCUUACAGUCAGAGAGUACUAUGCAUACCAGCUCCAAACAAGGUUGUCUGAAGGGAAAACAAUGACUAGAGGAGGUCGUCUAUACCAUCAGUUUAUAGUUGAUGCCUAUACAAUUAUAGAAGAAGAACGUCUAAAGUUUAACAGGCUUAACCAAAAGAAGCUUAGAGCUGACCUUUAUAAUAAUGUCUGUGAUGCGGUUGGAAGAGGAGACUCUGAUUCAAAAUCACUGGGAACAUUCGUAGGAGGUCCAAGAUACAUGGUCAAAAAUUAUCAUGACGCAAUGGUGCUGUGUCGAACUUAUGGAAAUCCCCAUCUGUUUGUUACUAUAACCGCAAAUCCGGGAUGGGAAGAUGUCAAAGAACAUCUGCAAAAAUAUGGAAACGACACAGCCGAUGAUAGGCCAGAAAUCACUACUCGUGCAUUCCAUUCCAGCCAAGGAAGGAACUCAUUUUGGACUACUGUUUGCAGAUUAAAUUUCUCAUACUUACUAAUACUACUUUCGUAUCCAUAA
This is a messenger RNA of Microthlaspi erraticum, 612 nucleotides long. The record is from the annotation of a GenBank genome assembly. NCBI's taxonomy places the organism in Eukaryota, Viridiplantae, Streptophyta, Magnoliopsida, Brassicales, Brassicaceae.